AUGUCCCAGAGAUCAAAGCAAAAUUCAACACCUUUAGGUCCUAUCACAGACUUUGAAGGAAACUCCAAGGUGUACACAACAGAGGAAUUAUCGAAUCGUCAAAUCCAAGAGAAACACAUUUUACGUGCCUUGGAUCUUCAUACAAUGCCACUCUUUUGCAUCUUUUACUUUACAGAUCAUCUUGAUAGAGCAAACAUUGGAAAUGCCAUGCUUGGUGGAAUUCAUAAAGAUCUCAAUAUUGCACCUUCUCAAUUGAGUAUUGUUAUAUCAGCAUUUUAUAUUACAUAUAUUCUGUUCGAAGUACCUUCCAAUAUCAUGCUCACCAGAACAAGUCCUGUUCUUUGGCUCUCACUCAUCAUGGCUGUUUGGGGAACCGUAACUCUUACAAUGGCCUUCUCUAGUAAUUUUGAGGGACUAUUAACCUGUCGUCUUUUAUUAGGAGCGGCUGAGAGUGGAUACAUCCCUGGCAUUCUUUAUCAAAUGUCGUGUGUAUAUAAACCCCGUGAACUCAGUCUUCGUAUCGGAUGCCUGUUCUGUAUGGCUUCAUUGUCUGGAAUUGUGUCUGGACCACUCGCAUAUGCAACUUCAUUUCUCGACGGCAAAAGAGGGCUACAUGGCUGGCAAUAUCUCUUUAUUAUCGAAGGUGUUCCUACUAUACUGCUCAGCGUGAUCUCGUACAUCUGUCUAUUUGACACAAUUGAUUCGGUGAGCUGGCUGACAGAUGAACAAAAGGAAAUCCAGCAUUUGCGUCUGGCUGAAGGAAAGUCAGAUGCAGAUAAUCGUCAAGAGCCCAUUACUUUCAAAACCCUGUGGCUUGUAUUGACAGAUUGGAAAAUGUGGAUGUUCAGUAUGGUUUAUAUCCUGAGUGCCAUCAAUAUCACCAGUAUUGGUGUAUUUAUUCCUACAAUUAUUGAUGGAUUUGGAUUUCCUGUAUUAACUUCACAGCUCUUGACUGCACCACCUGCUCUUGUGUCGACAUUUAUGGUGAUUCUAGGUGGUGCUUUAGCAGACAGGUGUAAGGCUAGGGCACCGCUGGUCAUGGCAGGGUUUGUUUUGAUAGGUAUUGGGUACCUUUUACUUCUCACCCUGCACAACACAUGGGCACUUUAUGGAUCACUAUUUAUUAUUCCUGCUGGAAUUGGUCUCCAAGCUCCAGCUGUGGUUGGUUGGUCAAGCAUAAAUUUCCCAGACAUUACAACUCGAGCUGUAGCUGUAGCUGCGGUGGUGAUGAUAGGUAAUGGAGGCAGUAUAGUGGCUUCCUUCCUUUAUCCACUUGUUGAUGCCCCUCAUUAUCAUUUUGGAAACUCCUUUAAUCUGGUCGUGUCUGUCCUUGGAUGUCUAUUUUCUGGAUUGACAGGAUAUUUGCUUUACCGAGAAAACUGUCGUCGAGAUCGUGUAACAAGUAUUGCAAACGAUUCAGGUCUUUCGCUUGAAGAAGAAAAGGCAACAGCUCUCCAGUUUCGUUUCUUUUAUUAA
Molecule: messenger RNA, 1476 nt
Organism: Phycomyces blakesleeanus NRRL 1555(-)
Lineage: Eukaryota; Fungi; Mucoromycota; Mucoromycetes; Mucorales; Phycomycetaceae
Exons: 10
Coding region: 1-1476 (491 amino acids)
Biological process (GO): transmembrane transport
Cellular component (GO): membrane
Molecular function (GO): transmembrane transporter activity
Source: RefSeq, a predicted model, not a curated record